AGAGCGAAUUAGUUGUGUUCUGUCCAAUGACAAAGUGUCUUGUGGCUGCGAGCUUUUCCCGGAGACAGAUCCAGUAUAUCUUACUCAUUAUUGGAGUUCCAGUAUUUCAAGACGAAGGACAGAAGGAGUGAGGGACCCAGUGGGCUGGUUGGUGUGAGGGGAGAGCAGCAGCCAUGGGUGAAAUUGAGGGUUCCUACAGGGCCAUACAGACCCCUGGCACCCGGCUGGGGGCCCAGUUCAAUGCUGGGAUCAGUACCUUGGAGCCGGGCCAGAGCCUCAGUGAUGCCUUGGGCCCCGGGGGUAGGAGCCCAGGCAGAGGACUACAGCUCAGGGUCCAGGGCCUGGACGACUCCCAGGAGUUUUACAACUUGGAGUCCAGAGCUGACGGACAGACUCUUCUCUCUGAUGUGUUCCGGAGGAGCAACCUCAUGGAGAGCGAUUACUUUGGCCUGGAGUUCCAGAACAUGCAGAUGAGCUGGGUUUGGUUGGAACCCACGAAGCUCGUAGUGAAACAAGUGAAGAGACCCAUGAACACCCUCUUCAGGCUGUCAGUGAAGUUCUUUCCCCCUGAUCCUGGUCAGCUGCAGGAGGAGUACACUAGGUACCUGUUCUCCCUGCAGAUGAAGCGAGACCUGCUAGAGGGCAAGUUGAGCUGUACAGAAAACACAGCUUCCCUGCUGGCCUCACACCUCCUUCAAUCGGAGAUAGGGGACUAUGACGACGUGGCGGACAGGGACUUCCUGAAGCUGAACAAGCUGCUGCCCAAUCAGGAGAGGAUACAGGAGAGGAUCAUGGAACUGCACCACAGACACCUCGGGCAGACUCCAGCCGACUCAGACUUUCAGGUUCUGGAGAUCGCCCGUAAACUGGAGAUGUACGGCGUCCGCUUCCACCCAGCAGCCGAUCGCGAGGGAACGAAGAUCAAUCUGGCCGUGGCUCACAUAGGCCUGCAGGUCUUCCAGGGUAACACCAAAAUAAAUACUUUCAAUUGGUCCAAGAUCCGAAAACUGAGCUUCAAGAGGAAACGCUUCCUGAUCAAGUUAUACCCAGAGGUUCAUGGGCCACAUCAGGAUACCCUAGAAUUCCAGAUGGUCAGUCGGGACCAGUGUAAGAUCUUCUGGAAGAACUGUGUGGAACAUCACUCUUUCUUCCGCCUCUUGGAUCAGCCGCAGCCCAAGUCCAAAGCCAUUCUCUUUAGUAGGGGAUCGUCGUUCAGAUACAGUGGGAGGACCCAGAAGCAACUAGUGGAAUAUGUCAAGGACAGCGGAGCAAGGAGGACACCAUAUCAGAGGAGGAACAGUAAGGUGAGGAUGUCAACUCGCUCCCUGGCCCCCGAUGUGCCUAAACAGACGUUGUCGUUCAAUGACAGCCUGCGGGCGCCAGGUUCCCCGUCCUCUGCGACCGGGUCCUUCCACUCCAUACAUGUCUCCAGCUCCCCCCUACGUCCGGAGCCCCAGACCCAGUCUCCACAGCCUCCUCCCCAGAGCCAGGCCCAGUCUUCACAGCCUCCUCCCCAGAGACAGGCCCAGUCUCCACAGCUUCCUCCCCAGCAGCAACAGACCCAGCUCCUGCCCCCACAGCUGGCCAGGCCCUCCAGCCCCCCAGCGAAGGAGGACCCCCACAAGGCCACCGGCAUCCCCCCAUGUCACCACGCCUUCUCACAAGGUGCCCCAAGUUACCCGGCGGCAGGAGACUGCAACCCCUCGUCUGUGUGUGUAGAGAGUAGAGCUUCCCAUCCGCAGCAGCAACCCUCCCAAAAUGGCAAUGAGGAUAGUGAGAAGGGUGGGGGAUGGGGGUCGAUGUGCAGGGGGGGAGGAGGAGGAGGAGGAGGGGAGGAGAAGAGAGUGUUCCUCUCAGCUGAUGUGUUUGAGGCGGAGCUUCUCCGAGCCAGGCAGAAGCCCCUGUUCCCAUUGGCUAACACCCAGCUCCAUGUCACAGAGGAGUUCAUAGAUGACGACCCCUCUGAGAUGUCGUUCUACGGCGGCGGGGCCGAGGCCUAUUACGGCUAUGAGGAGAAGUGGGGGUCCUCUAUGGACAGCCCCCAGCUCUCCCCGUUCAGCUCCAAGAGCUCUCCCCUCUGCCUGUCCCCCUCCUUCCAGAUGUCUACGCUGAGUCUCCCGGGGGCGGGCCAGGCCCCUUCGCCCCUACAGAGCCCCAUCCUGAGUGAGGUGGGCACCAACAGGCUAGAGGAGGAGGAGGAGGAGGGCAGGAGGAAGCGAUAUCCCACCGACAAGGCCUACUUCAUUGCCAAAGAGAUUCUAACCACAGAGAGGACCUACCUGAAAGACCUAGAGGUCAUCACAGUGUGGUUCCGCAGUGCUGUGAUCAAAGAGAACGCCAUGCCAGAGGGUCUGAUGGCCCUGCUGUUCUCCAACAUCGACCCCAUUUACGAGUUCCACCGGGGAUUCCUCAAGGAGAUCGACCAGAGACUAGCUUUAUGGGAGGGACGCUCUAACGCUCAUGUGAAGGGAGACUACCAGAGGAUUGGCGACGUCAUGCUGAGGAACAUGUGUGCUCUCAAGGAGUUCACCAGCUACCUGCAGAAACAUGACGAGGUGCUGACCGAGCUGGAGAAGGCCACCAAGCGUCUGAAGAAGCUGGAGACGGUCUAUAAGGAGUUUGAGCUUCAGAAGGUGUGUUACCUGCCUCUCAACACGUUCCUGCUGAAGCCCAUCCAACGCCUCAUGCACUACAAACUGAUCCUAGAGAGACUGUGUAAACACUACAGCCCAGACCACCCCGACCACAACAACUGCAGAGAGGCCCUGAAGGAGGUGGCAGAGAUGGCCACUCAGCUCCAGAGUAGUUUGAUCCGCCUGGAGAACUUCCAGAAGCUGUCUGAGCUCCAGAGAGACCUGAUCGGCAUCGAGAACCUCACUGCGCCCGGCAGGGAGUUCAUUCGAGAGGGUUGUCUGUACAAGCUGACCAAAAAAGGGCUGCAGCAAAGGAUGUUUUUCCUGUUCUCUGACCAGCUCCUGUACACAAGUAAAGGUGUGACGGCCACCAACCAGUUCAAGGUCCAUGGCCAGCUGCCUCUGCACGGCAUGAUCGUGGAAGAGAGUGAGAAUGAGUGGUCUGUCCCUCACUGCUUCACCAUCUACUCUGCCCAGAGGACCAUUGUGGUGGCAGCCAGCUCGAAGGUGGAGAUGGGAAAAUGGAUAGAGGAUCUCAACAUGGCAAUAGAGAUGGCCAAGAAAUCUCAGGAGAAAUCAGACCUGUUCCUGGACCCAGGGCUCUGUGAUCGCUCCAACAGGUCGUCGGAUGAGGUUUCUCUGGAGCAGGAGUCAGAGGAUGACAUGUCGUCGUCCCGUAACUCUCUGGAUAAGCAGACCCAUCACCGUGCCAACAGCACCAUGCAUGUCUGCUGGCAUCGUAACACCAGCGUGUCCAUGUCAGAUCACAGCCUGGCUGUGGAGAACCAGCUCUCAGGUUACCUCCUACGGAAAUUCAAGAAUAGCAAUGGCUGGCAGAAGCUCUGGGUGGUCUUCACCAACUUCUGUCUGUUCUUUUACAAGACUCACCAGGAUGAUUUCCCGCUGGCAAGCCUCCCGUUGCUAGGGUACACUGUGAGCAGCCCGGGAGAGUCAGACAGCAUCCACAAGGAAUACGUCUUCAAACUGCAGUUCAAGUCCCACGUUUAUUUCUUCCGGGCGGAGAGCGAGUAUACAUUCGAGAGAUGGAUGGAGGUGAUUAAGAGUGCAGCCAGUGCUACAGGCAGGAUGAGUCUCCUCAUACCUAAAGGUCCCCUGCAGAUGAAUGGGAACUAACUGCGCUCCUUGAUCUGAUCUACUGCGGCUUAGAAGCUUCUAUCUAACCUGCGUCCCAGAUGGAACCCUAUUCCCUAUAUAAUGCACUACUUUUGACCAGAGCCCUCGUCCCAAAUGGCACCCUAGGGUCAGUCCUAGAGAGAAAAGGGCUGGGCCCAAUAGACUCUGAGACAAUACUGUAUAAUACCAUCUCUCUCUCUCCUCUCUCCUCUCUCCUCUCUCCUCUCUCUCUCGUUCUCAUUGGAAUCAUGUUAAAGUGGCACUCAUGUCUUGGAUUUAUUUGGCAGAAAAGGGCUCAGUGAGUGACUGGAAGUUAUUAUAUAUAUAUAUUUUUUAGAUAUAUAUAUUCAUUCUCUCCUUCUAGAAUUGUCAACCAUUGUUAUGUGAGAAUCUGUUGAAACAAUGUAUCAGCAGGGAACAGAAUAACAUUAUGAAUCCAGUAAUUGGAUACGUGGUUCAAGAGAGAAGGAUAUACAGUGCUAUCACGAUAAACAAGGAUGCUCGAGGACAUUCUGUCAAGGUUGAGUGUAUACACUCAGCAGGCUGAGAAAGGGAACUAAAGCGGGACUCAUAACCUUCUCACGGCAGCCAGUGUAAAACAACUACAUCACAAAACAUAGGCUUGGUUUCCCACACUCGGAUUAAGUCUAGUCCUGGCCUAAAAAAGCAUUUUAGAUGGACAAUCUCCUUUUGAAAGUGCUUUUUACUCCAGGACUAGACUUAAUCUGUGUCCAGGACUAGACUUAAUCUUUAUCUGGAAAACCGUUUUAUAGUGAUUAAUCUAUCAGGUUAUGUUCUAGAGAAGUUUAUACAGCGUUAGUCUAAAGACUGUUGUUUCCUUUUAGCCAGUGAAAGCAUUCUGCGGACGGUCGUUGUCGAGUGUGUAUCGUGUCUUGUCUACACGAAGAUACAGGUGUAGAAAUGGAACUGGUAGGUGGAGGAGGGCAGUGAUGAUAUACGGAGGUGCAGAGCUUGCAGGAUUGAUUUGACUAGGGACUGGGAAGGGUAACUAGCUGGAGAACAACCCCAGAUACUUUCUUUAUACCAGGUUUAAAAUAGUUGUAGUGGAGGUAAUUCUGGUCCAGGGUGUUAUUUCUUCCACUAAGGAAUUAGUGGAGGAAUUAAUGCCCUGGACCAGAGCUCUGGUACAGCAAGAGAGGUAGGGAGAGGUACCCAGUGAAUGACCUUUUUUUUUAUUAUUUUUUUAUUCAUUGAUAAAAGGCAGAUAAUAUUGUAUGUUGAAAUGAGUUAGGAACACAAGCAGUCAAUCUCCUUUUAGGAUACUUCUGUAAAGGACUUGGAGGUAUUAUUCUGUUGUUUGAGAAUUUCGUAGUUCUCAUUUGUUCUGUUGUCACACUAAGGUAUUCAUGGCAAUGGAGUUUAAUCAAAAAAUGGAGCAAAACGCACAUUGUGUAAGGUACGUUUUCCAUUGAAGUGUUUCAAGGGGUCAUAUAUUCCUGUUAAUAAAUGUAAAAGUACUUUGUUGGCCCCAAGAGAGAAAAAACCUUGUUAAUGAAGUUUUCCUAUACUAUCAAUAUGUAGUCCUAUUUUAUUUUCAUACAUUGACAAUAGUCCAACCUAAUUCUGGCUCUCAUAACCUCAAAUGUUAAAGUUAAACAUACUUAAAGCAUUUAAUUGUUGUGUUAUUGACUUAUUAUUAGUCAGUGUUGGCCAGUUCUACUGUUGUUGUCUGAUUUCCUAGUUUUAAGGAGAAGAAGGAAGUCGGGAAGGAAGGUGCUACAUUUGAUGAAUGUUUUGUUUGGCUUGCUGGGCUUGUAUAGUUACUAUCAUGUGUUCUGGAUUAUAGUUAUUUUAGCGUUUUUGUUGUUCAUUUAACAUAGGGAGGACGAUGACCUCAUAAAAUAAUAUGCAGUGUAUAUCCUAAUAUCUAGUCUUUAAAGUUACAGAUUCCAUUCUAAUAUGUCGUUAAGGCUGAAGAGCUUGGAUGCGUCCCAAAUGGGAUCCUAUUCCCUAUGGGCCAUGUUCAAAAAGUAGUGCACUAUAAAGAGAAUAAAGAUACCAUUUGGGAGCAUGUUAGAAGAUGAUCUGUAGUGGUAUAACUGUUAGGUGAUGCUGUAUGUAGCGGGUCAUGUGAGUAUUGUGUUUAAUAGGUGACUACAGGAGAUCAGGACCUGUAUAUUCGUUGUCUUGGGAGUAGAGCUGAUUUAGGAUGAGGUUUUUUUAAUCGUACGCAUAAGAGGGGAGAAUUUAUCCUAGAUUAGCACUCCUACUUUGAGACGCUAGAUGCAUACGGGCCCCUGAUCUUGGCCGUUCGUCAGAAAGUCCCGUCCCCCCUCCCUUUCCCCCGUUACUGUCUACAGACCGUGGUCUCAUGAUAUUGUCUUUCUGUCUCCAGAGUGAUGGGGGCCAGUGAGAUGUAGUCCUGUCAUCUUCCUUUUGCCCUUGUUGGACUGGAAAGAAUCGCAAUGUUUAGGGCGCACCUAUAUCUCACCCCUAUGUGUGUCCCAAAUGGCGCUCUAUUCCCUAUAUAGUGCACAACUUUUGACCAGGACCCAUGGGGAAUAGGGUGCCAUUUUGAGAUGCAUCUAUGAUUUUUAAGGGGGGGGGGCACCUCUCUUAACUCCUAUCCCAGUUCAUCUCUCUGUGUUCAGGUGUGCUAACCAACCAAGGCCCCACUGGCCCCCCUGCUGUUCAAGUCUCCAGUCAGAUGUUCUUCCUAUUUAUUGUGUAGCAGCAUGUCAUUGGAGCCCUUCUUGUUCCUGUAUGUCAUGCUUCUUUCUCCUGUUAUUAUUGCAUUGAAAGGAUAACAAAUAAAGUUGAACAGAUGUUAAA
Salmo salar (Atlantic salmon) is the source of this 6560-nucleotide messenger RNA. It is a transcript of the gene farp2, whose product is annotated as FERM, RhoGEF and pleckstrin domain protein 2. The record is from RefSeq and is a predicted model, not a curated record. Lineage: Eukaryota; Metazoa; Chordata; Actinopteri; Salmoniformes; Salmonidae. Gene Ontology annotation, cellular component: cytoskeleton. Gene Ontology annotation, molecular function: guanyl-nucleotide exchange factor activity; cytoskeletal protein binding.